This is a messenger RNA of Knipowitschia caucasica, 2376 nucleotides long. The record is from the annotation of a GenBank genome assembly. Lineage: Eukaryota; Metazoa; Chordata; Actinopteri; Gobiiformes; Gobiidae.
AUGAAGGACUGGAAGGAUUACCAGGUGGGGAAGGAGGAGGAGAAGAUGGGUCUGCAGUGGUUUUUGGGGGUGAUCUCCGCUCUAUCACGGAUCUCCCUCCACAGCAUCGCACAAAUCAAAGGAAUCAGACCGUUCCCUUCAGAAGACACCGCACUCAAUGAGGACGAUGUUUACCGCAGUCUGGAAGAGCUGGCUGAUGAACAUGACCUGGGCGAGGACGACAUCUACGACUGCGUGCCCUGUGACGAUGACGGGGACGACAUCUAUGAGGACAUUAUCAAGGUGGAAGUACGACAACCCAUGAAAAUGGGGAUGACGGAGGAGGACAAGAGGAACUGCUGUCUGGUGGAGAUUCAGGAGACGGAAGCCAAAUACUACAAAACCUUAGAAGACAUUGAGAAGAACUACAUGAUCCCGCUGAAGCAGGUGUUCACGCCACAGGAAAUGGACGCCAUCUUUGUCAACCUGGAGGACGUGAUUAAGGUGCACUUCGCGCUCCUCAGAGCCAUCGAACUCAACAUGAUGAACGGUGGAAACGGCCUGGGCAAGAUCUUCCUGGAAUUCAAGGAGAGGUUGUUGAUCUACGGUCAGUACUGCAGUCACAUGGAGAAUGCUCAGAAAACACUGGACGAGCUCAUCGCCACCAGAGAUGACGUGCGCAUCAAAGUCGAGGAGUGUACGAUGAAGGUGCAGGAGGGAAAGUUCAAGCUGCAGGACCUGCUGGUGGUGCCCAUGCAGAGGGUCCUCAAGUACCACCUACUACUGAAGGAACUUUUGAGUCACUCUACUGAUCGACCAGAGAGACAGCAGCUGAAGGAAGCACUGGAGGCCAUGCAGGACCUGGCCAUGUACAUCAACGAAGUCAAACGAGACAAUGAGACUCUGAAGAAGAUCAGCGAGUUCCAGAGCUCCAUAGAAAACCUGCAGGUGAAACUGGAGGAAUACGGCCGCCCCAAGAUCGACGGAGAAAUCAAAGUCUGUUCCAUCGUCAACCGGACCAAGCAGGACCGGUACAUUUUCCUGUUUGAUAAAGUGGUCAUUGUGUGCAAAAGAAAAGGCUACAGCUACGAGCUCAAAGAAAUCAUCGAGCUGCAGUUGUACAAAAUGUCCGACGACCCUAUGAACAACCGAGACAUGAAGAAGUCAAGUGGAAAAAUGUGGUCGUACGGCUUCUACCUGAUCCACCUCCAGGGAAAACAGGGCUUUCAGUUCUUCUGCAAAACCGAGGAGACCAAAAGGAAGUGGAUGGAGCAGUUUGAGAUGGCGAUGUCGAACAUCAAGCCGGAGAGAGCCACAGCCAACCAACACAACUUCCAGAUGCACACGUUUGACAAGAACACCAACUGUAGAGCCUGCAAGAUGCUGCUCAGAGGGAUUUUCUACCAGGGAUACUUCUGCUCCCGCUGUGGGACCGGAGCCCACAAGGAGUGUUUGGAGGUCAUCACCAUCUGCAAAAUCAAUCCUCUUGACUUGGAGCCUGGGAUGGCGUCAGGUCCAAAGAUGGUGGCGGUCAGGAACUACCACGGCGCUCCGGCUCCUCCAGGGAAGGUCCACCUGAGCUUCCAGACCGGAGACUACAUCGAGCUGCUGAAAGGGGACCCCGACACCACCUGGUGGGAGGGGAGGCUGAUGCAGACACAGAAGAGCGGCUUCUUCCCCAGCUCCUGUGUCAAGCCAUGUUUGGAUCCUAAGCCUUUUCAGACUCUCUGUCGACCAUCGUCAAGGGAAGGAGGAGAAUACUACGGGUAUCCGUGGUUUGCGGGGAACAUGGAGAGACAGCAGGCUGACAACCUCCUCAAAUCCCACUGCAGCGGAACGUACCUGAUCCGCGAGAGGACGGCCGAGGCGGAGAGAUACGCCAUCAGCAUCAAGUUCAAUGAUGAAGUCAAACAUAUUAAAGUGAUCGAAAAGGACAGCUGGAUCCACAUCACAGAAGCCAAGAAGUUUGAGAGCUUAUUGGAACUAGUGGAGUACUACCAGGCCCACUCGCUAAAGGAGAGCUUCAAGCUGCUGGACACGACGCUGAGGUAUCCGUACAAGUCGAGAGAGAGGUCGCUCACUCGAGGAAGCACCAGAUCACCAGCCGCCACCUGCGCCUCCUACAACUUCUCCUUCCUCAGUCCACAAGGUCUCAACUUCUCCUCCUCUCCGACCGCUGCCCCCUUCUGGUCAGUCUUUACUCCCAGGGUGGUGAGCACGGCGGUUGCCAGGUAUAACUUUGCAGCCCGGGACAUGCGGGAGCUGUCACUGCGGGAAGGAGACGUGGUCAAAAUCUACAGCAAGAUUGGAGGAGACCAGGGCUGGUGGAAAGGAGAGGCCAACGGGCGGAUCGGCUGGUUCCCUUCGACAUACGUUGACGAAGAGGGCUCGCAGUAA